Clarias gariepinus (North African catfish) is the source of this 5048-nucleotide messenger RNA. RefSeq names its product integrin, alpha V (gene itgav). Gene Ontology annotation, biological process: angiogenesis; integrin-mediated signaling pathway; cell-matrix adhesion. Gene Ontology annotation, cellular component: external side of plasma membrane; integrin complex. Gene Ontology annotation, molecular function: integrin binding. The record is from RefSeq and is a predicted model, not a curated record. Lineage: Eukaryota; Metazoa; Chordata; Actinopteri; Siluriformes; Clariidae. The transcript has 30 exons. Bases 233 to 3370 code for a protein of 1045 amino acids.
UGUGUGUGUGUGUGAGCCUCACCCGGGUCCCUCAGUGUGUGUGUGUGUGUGUGAGAGCGGGACGGCGGCAGGUCGUGUUUACUGAGACGUGUGAAGAAUUAUAACGUGUUAAUGUCACCACAGGGGAGGAGAGGAGCGCGCGAGAGCACCGAGGACUGAGGAGAACCCUGUGAGUGUGUGUGUGUGUGUGUGUGUGUGUUUACUGAAGACAUUUACUUACUGAGAGACAGUGAUGAUGAUGGGACAGCCCCUGGUUCUGUCCGUGUCCGUGCUCUGUCUCUGUCUCUGUCCUGUCUGUCCCUUUAACCUGGACACUCAGGACCCCUCUGUGUUCUCUGGACCCCGGGGGAGUUACUUCGGCUUCUCAGUGGACUUCUACAGUGCCACAGACAAACAGCAGAACAUCCUGGUGGGCGCUCCUAAAGCCAACGCCUCCUCCUCUUCCUCAGUGACUGAGCGAGGUGCUGUGUAUAGCUGCCCCUGGAAGUCAGGUGGAACGUGUAAGGAGAUCGAGUUCGACAGCAGCGAUAACCGUGAGGAGGGCGGGCAGCAGAUGGAGUUUAAGUCGAGUCAGUGGUUCGGGGCGACGGUUCGCUCAGACGGAGAGCACAUCCUGGCGUGUGCACCUCUGUACCAGUGGAGUACGUACGGCUUUAAGGAACGUGAACCUGUCGGGACGUGUUACCUGAAGAAAGGCUCCACUGUGGUGGAAUAUUCUCCCUGUCGCUCUGGUUCAGCCACUCCUGAGGGACAGGGCUUCUGCCAGGCCGGCUUCAGUGCUGAUAUAGUGAAGAAUAAACGAGUGGUGCUUGGAGGUCCAGGGAGUUUUUACUGGCAGGGUCAGUUGAUCUCAGAUGAUAUCUCCGAGGUCCUCAGUCACCUCAGUAAAGAAUUAACCACCAAGUACAGUAAACAGAUGCUCACAGGCUCAGCCAGCGCACAGUACGACGACAGCUACCUCGGUUACUCUGUGGCAAUAGGAGAUUUUAAUGAGGACGGUGUGGACGAUUACGCCACCGGUGUUCCGAGAGGAGAGAAGGCUCUGGGCUACGUGAACGUCUUUAACGGGAAGACCAUGGCCUCGGCAGUGAACUUCACCGGCCUGCAGAUGGCGGCGUAUUUUGGAAACGCAGUCGCUGCAACAGACAUCAACAAUGACGGGAAGGUGGACCUGUUUGUGGGAGCUCCUCUGUUUAUGGAGCGUGGCUCAGACGGGAAGCUGCGUGAGGUGGGUCAGGUGUACGUCUACCUGUCGAGCGGCGGCUUCUCCUUCCAGCCUCCUCUCAAACUCACCGGCUCUGAGAUCUACUCUCGCUUCGGCAGCUCCAUCACCAGCCUGGGGGACCUGGACGGGGACGGCUUCAACGACGUGGCGGUGUCUGCUCCAUACGGUGGUUCCUCUCGACAGGGCCUGGUGUACGUGUAUAACGGGGGAGUGGGCGGGGUCGACCCUCAGCCCUCUCAGGUCUUGGAGGGAAAGUGGGCGUCGACCUCACCGCCUCCCAGCUUCGGUUACGCCAUGCACGGUGCCAUGGACAUCGACCAGAACGGCUACCCGGAUCUGGUGGUGGGUGUGUUUGGAGCUGACAAAGCCAUUCUUUACAGGGCUCGGCCGGUGAUCAGUGUAAACUCCACCCUGGAUGUAACUCCACAGAUCCUCAGUCUGGAGAAUAAAACCUGCCCCCUUCCUGGAACCGCGCCCGUCUCCAUGGUGUCCUGUUUCAUGGUGAAAUACUGCCUGAAGGCCAGCGGAAAAGGAGCACCGUCCACUCUGAAGUUCCAGGUGGACCUGACUCUGGACCGGCUGAAGCAGAAGGGAGCGAUAAAGCGAGUGUUGUUUCUCCACAACCGUCUGUCUCAGUACACCAAGUUCAUGAGUGUGACGAACGGAGGAGCGGCGUCCUGUGAGGAGCUGCAGGCUUAUCUUAUAGAUGAGUCAGAGUUCAGGGAUAAGAUCACUCCCAUCUCUACCUUUAUGGAGUUCAGUCUGGAUUACGACAGCGCUGCAGAUAAAACGGGCCUGAAACCAAUCCUGGACCAGUCCAACCCGGCCAACGUCACCAAGCAGGCCCAUAUACUGUUGGACUGUGGUGAUGAUAAUAUUUGUAAACCAGACCUGAAACUGGAUGUGGUCAGUGAGCAGAAGCAGAUCUACAUCGGAGACGAUAGUCCUCUGACUCUGGAGGUGACGGCAGAGAACCGCGGUGAGGGAGCGUACGAGGCCGAGCUCAGCAUCAUCAUCCCACCUCAGGCUGACUUCAUAGGUGUGGUGAGAAACAGUAAGACGUUGUCACGGCUCUCCUGUGCGUAUAAAAGGGAGAAUCAGACUAGAGUGGUGUGUGAUCUGGGAAACCCCAUGAAAGGAGGAACUAAGAUCAUGGCUGGUUUACGGUUUAGUGUUCAUCAGCUGUCAGAGCAGGACACAUCAGUGAAGUUUGACCUACAGAUACUGAGCUCCAAUCAGUAUAACAGCAGCAGUAACCUGGUUACCGUGGUAACGAAGCUGGCUGUGCUCGCUAAAGUGGAGAUCCGAGGUGCCUCUGCCCCAGAGCAGGUGUUCCUGCCCAUCAUUAAUUGGCAGCCCAAAGAGAACCCUGUGGUGGAGGACGACAUCGGCCCACUAGUGCAGCACAUCUACGAGUUGAGGAACAAAGGUCCGAGUGCGUUCUCAAAGGCCAUGCUGGACGUGGAGUGGCCGUAUCGCUACAACAACGGCUCUCUGCUCUACAUCACCAAGUACGAGGUGGAUGGAGCCAUGAACUGCAGCACCGACAUCGAGAUCAACCCCCUCAACGUCACGAACCCCGUGUACUGGAAUAAGAACACGAGCGUUUCGACGGGCGACCGGACCGAGGGCCGUGUACGGAGCCAUGUGCACCGGCGAGACCUGCAGGAGCAGAGGGAUGAGCACGACAUGCUCACACUGGACUGUGAGAAGGCGCAGUGCUUGAAGAUUAAGUGUCAGGUUGGGCGUUUGGAGCGAGGUCAGAGUGCAAUCCUCUUCAUUUACUCCAGACUGGCCGUGUCCACCUUCCUGCAGGCCGAUGUUCAGAACCACUCGUACGUGGUGAAGUCUUCAGCUUCGUUCAGCGUGAUCGAGAUGCCGUACAAAAACCUGGACUUUGAGCUGCCGGUUAACAGCACGACCGCGAGCCUCAGCGUGGUGUGGGUGAACUCUGAGAUGACCCAGCCUGCCCCCAUCUGGGUGGUGGUGGUAGCGGUGUUAGCCGGCCUGCUGCUCCUCGCGCUGCUCAUCUUCAUCAUGUACAAGCUUGGUUUCUUUAAGCGAGUGCGCCCCCCACAGGAGGACGGGACAGAGAAGGAGCAGCUCCAGCCUCAGGAGAACGGAGACAAGAGCACUGAGACCUGAUGUGUGUGUGUGUGUGUGUGUGUGUGUGUGUUACUGGCUUAUUCCUCCCUGUACUGCACUGACAUGUUAAACAUUACCACAUGCUGAUUUUUGUGUGUGUGUGUGUGUGUGUGUGUGUGUGUGUGUGUGUGAGCGGUAAAGCUCCACAGUGUCCACAUGAAUAACGGAGUAGAGAUUUACACAGAAUACUAACGCGUACAGGUACGAUAAACUUCUGAUGAUGUAACGAUGUGUGUUUUAAAUGAACUUUGCGUGAUUUUCCUUCAGUACUUUGUGAAAGCAGAUGUUGCAGAUGUUGCAGAUGUUGCAGAUGUUACAGAUGUUCCUGAGUUGGAAUGGAGUGCUGUAUUAAAUCACUCCUGGGGGGGCGCUGAGGAGAGAAGUGAAGUGACUUACAUGGUGUGUGAAAGCGGCGACUCAGGACGACCCGCGGCGUAGCAUCUCGUCACUGUUCAGUUUAAUCAAUAGCUACAUGGGAAAUUUCUCUAGAAUUGUCUUUAGAAUUCGCCUUCGCCGUAACUAACCCUUGUCAGAUUUCUGUACGAGUCUGUGUCUGUUACCAUAGCAACGUGGAGUCUUAUAAAAUAAUUAACGUUUACUAAAUUAUAACGGUUACACAAAUCGGCAAAAAAGAUCAAACGAUAGCCCGGACAUGGGGCAUUUCUUAAAUGGUUGUCAUGGUAGUGUGUGCUAGUUUAUACAUUAGUGUUGUUCGUUGUUCUGGAUUAAAUUUUACAAAGUAUUAAAUGUCAGAAGGACAUAAAUAUUCAAAACUGCUGCGGUGAAAAUUAAACAACGCCACUUUAUGGAUCUGGAGAAUUGCAUUAUGGGAUUGACUUUACUGGGACACGCCUGCAAUCUGCUGCCCUGAACACGCCCCCUAUGUAGGCACCCUACUCCGGAACGGUGUGUGAAUAUUAUAUUAUUCAUUUUUAAAUCUGUUACGCAGCUCUCUCUUCCGCACUCCGAUGUUUAGUCUUCAGUUUUUAAUUGUUUUCCACAAAAUCAACGAAAUUGUGCAAAAUGAAAUAUUUAAACACUGUGUAAAACCUACAGUUUAAUGGUGUACUACUUCCUGUAAGCGUGUAGUCGCAGUGCACUAUGGUUUCCUGUUUCCUCCCCGUAUUCGACCUGUAGCUAUGUUCAACAAAUCUUUAUACGAAAAAUAUGUCACAGAAUUAAAUCUAUUUUAUUACAGAAACCAGAUUUUUCUUACUCUAAUGAAUUCUUUCUUAUUAAAUUUAACAACAAUGUAAAAGAUAAUAUAUCUGUCCACCAUCUGUGAGAAGUUUGACCAGCGUUUGUGUCUCCGCCUGAUAAAUUACAGGUUUAUGUUGGUCUUGUUAAUGAGCUGUGUUUGUAACUGUUUGUACCUGAUGGUCCUGUACGACAUGCUGACCUGUAAUAACCCCGUCACCUUGGCCGGAUGAUUUCACCCAUAUUGGGUCACAUUAACGCUCCAAACAGUCUAAUCAUCUCCGCGUCACAGUAUUUAGAUUUUCUCUAUGAGUCUAAAGUGCGAUGUCAGUAACUACAACUCUAAUCCUUACUCUUAUGCUCUUCACGCUCUACUGAGGAUUAGAUUUUUGUUUGUUUUUAUUUUUUCCUACAAAGUGAGAUUUUGAUUAUUUCUGUAACACUUUCACGAGUCUAAAAGUAAAUAAAUAAUGGAGUCACA